CUCCCCAAACGUCAAAAAAAAAAAAAAAAAGCCUUGCCCAUCUAUAAUCAUCAUCAUCAUUCAUCCAUGGCUAUCUCUCUCUAAAAGAAAAUAAAAAUCUCUCUCUCUCUCCCCCCUUCCUCUCUUUCUCUCUCUACAUGUACAUAGAUGCGGCAGAUUUCUUACUCGUCGGAAUCCCUGAUUAUCCGUAUGUAACCACUGUCGUCGUAUUUUUCCGAUGGCGAUUGUCACCGGAGAUCGGUACAUCGAGAGGCUCGUGAAGUUCGUGGAGCAACAGGCCGGGCCUUUGAUUGAGGGAACCUUGGUGUUGAAGCUCAAUCCCGUCGGACUCCACUACGUACAGUCUCGGCUUGAGGCAUUGAAUGAGCUCGAAAGUCUCCUCGCCGGAGCUCCGGUUGAUUAUCUCCGUGCCUAUGUUUCUGACCUCGGCGACCACCGAGCGCUCGAGCAGCUCCGGAGGAUCCUUAGGCUUCUUACGUCGCUUAAGGUUGUGUCCGUGCUUCAGGCUCCGGCUAGGGACCCCACGCCGCUGUCACUGUUGCCUUUCGGGCGGUUGAGGGUUUUGGAGCUUAGAGGAUGUGAUUUGUCGACCUCGGCUGCUAAGGGAUUGCUCGAGUUGAGGCACACCUUGGAGAAGAUCAUUUGCCACAAUUCUACUGAUGCCCUGCGGCAUAUUUUUGCCAGUAGAAUUGCAGAGAUAAAGGGCUCUCCGCAAUGGAAACGGUUGUCAUUCGUUUCAUGCGCAUGCAAUGGUUUGGUACUUAUGGAUGAGUCUUUACAGCUACUACCUGCUGUUGAAACUCUUGACCUGAGCCGAAACAAGUUUGCUAAAGUUGAUAACCUUCGCAAGUGUGUCAAGUUGAAGCACCUAGAUCUUGGUUUCAAUCAGCUGAGAGCAAUUUCAUCAUUUAGCGAGGUCUCCUGUCAUAUUGGUAAACUUGUUUUGAGGAACAAUGCUCUAACUACAUUUCGUGGGAUUGAGAAUUUGAAGUCACUUGAAGGGCUUGAUGUUUCCUACAAUAUUAUUUCCAAUUUUUCAGAGUUAGAAUUCCUUUCGGGACUUCAAUUUUUACAAAACUUGUGGUUGGAAGGAAACCCAAUAUGUUGUGCCCGAUGGUAUAGACCACAAGUAUUCGGCUAUUUUAGUCAUCCAGAGAAAUUGAAGUUGGAUGAUAAGGAAAUCAGCACCAGAGAAAUGUGGAAGAGACAGCUUAUAAUUGCCAGGAGGCAGAGGCGACCUGCCAGCUUUGGGUUUUAUUCUCCUGCAAAAUGUGAUGCCACAGGAGAGGGUUCUAUCCACAGAAAAAGGAAGAAAGUAACACGUCUUGCAUCGAUUGAGGGUGAAGAAGAAAGCACCUAUCUAAAUUCUGAUGAAGAGUCUGUGUCAAUUGAUAAUGAGAUCCAAAGCAGAGAGGAAGCUGUUGUAUCUGAUAAUGAAGCUGAAAUAGUUGAUUUGAUGAACAGGGUUGAGCUAAUGAAGAAAGAGCGUUCUAUCCUUUGGUUACGGGAGUUUAAAGAGUGGAUGGAUCAUACUUCUGAGAAUUUCGUGGACCAUACUAAAUAUUGUACCGCUAUAUUGGACCCAGGGAGAGAGAAUUUAAUUAAAACCAAGCCAAGCCAUAGGCAUUAUGGGGAAAGUUCAAGAUAUGCCUCAGACUCUGUUCAAGCUUCAGGAGAUGAAAGUAGUACAAAUGUUUUAGAAUCAGAUAGUUCCUUCACUUAUACAACUGCUGGUUUGCAUGCUGAACAAUAUUUUGAGCGAACUGGUUUGGUGGGAAAUACUGGUGGAGUUGGCCAAGCUGGCAUGGGUAAAAUGGAUCUUAAGGAGGAGUAUCUAAAAGCUUAUCCAUAUGAAAGGAUUAGCAGUGUAUCUGCACAACCUAAAAGUUCCCGUGCUGAUAUCUUUGUUAAUCAAGGAGGUCAUAGGACAGCUGAUAAUUUGAGCAUAUCGCCACUAACGACCAUUGAUGAUAUUUCAGAAUCUCAUUCAUCCUCUGCUUACCCUGGAUCUCCACCUCAUUAUCAAGAGGAUAUUCUUCAUCGUCGUCACUACUUGGAGGAAGAAAUUCUUCAGUUAUCUGCUGAGUCCUAUUCGAUAGCAUCAUCAGAUAGUAAUACUAGCUGCAGUCAAGAUGAUAUUUGCGACUUUAUGCCGUCAACAUCUGGGACUGAUCAAGCAAUGAAUGGAGAGUAUUCAAAUAACUUUGCCGAAUGUCCCUAUUUAAAGAAUUUUGAGGGUAAUUGUUAUGGCCAAAGACAUCAGAUUUCUCAUAUAAGAGAAAAUGGGCAACGUGCAACCAAUUCAUAUGUAGAUCAAAUCUUUGGUAAGCAGAAACUUACAAAUCCGGAUCAUUCUGUGCACUCACACAAUGAUAUUCCUGCUGGUACUUGUGAUGAUGUCAACAAAGAGGAUGAUUUUUUUGACAAGAGAAAAAGCAGAAGAAAAACAAAAAGAAGAGUUAUUUCACUGAUAGAUGAUAAUAUUUCAGCUGGGAAGGUAGAAACAUCCGAAAAAACAAAUGGCAAUCAUGGUUUUCAUGUUGCAGAAGGGGAACAAGAGCAACCAAGUAAAAGUAUCUUUGGUAGUGAUUUUCAAAAAGAUAUUGAUAGGAAAUAUAUACUGACAAGUAAAAUUAGAACCCCACUAAAUGAGGAUGCUCUGGGAUCUCCUGAGGCUAAAUGCUUAUCUCUGAGGUGUGAUGAUUUUAUCAAGAACUAUUUCAAUACAAAUGUUGCUGACUCAAAAAGUCAUGAGAUUUGUAUGCAGUACAUGCGUUGCUAUUGUUUACUUGAGCAGGCUUUCCAGAGCAGAGAAAGAGAAGUAGCUCUAAUACUGAGCAGCAAACAGAAGAUGUAUGUGCUACUCUUUGGAGGUGCAGGUGAUGAAACAGGAACUACCUUAAGUUUACUAGGUUGCCAUAGGGUUGAAGACAUUAGGGAGGUUUUUGUUGGUGUAGGACUGCAGGUUGUGAGGGUUUGUAUUGAGAGGAGUGCAACUUACCUGUUUAUUACAAGAGAUGUUGAAAAAUCACGACAAUUACUUUGCUCAUUACAAGAUUUUGAUUCAUUUGGAGCAAAUGAUAAGUGUUGUUUAAGAAGUUUGGAGCAGGUUCAGGUUGAGUUGUUUGAGAAACAAAUAUUUGGAGGUUUAAAAGUGAGCAUAUUCCAGUAUUCUAUGGUGCUCUUCUGGUACAACAACCAUGAAGAAGGAUCAUGGGUUUCAAGAUCCCUGUUUGUUAUUGGAGUGCAUCUUCUCAUGUGUAUUGAAGACCUUGUGCGGUUUGGCUCUCUUUCAGAGGAUGCAUCUUCACCCCCAUACUAUUCACUGGAUUCAUGUUGCGCCAUCAAUGACAUAUCUGAAAUGGUCGUCGAGGCCAAGGAGAGCUGUUGUGUGACCUUACAGCUAGAGUGUGCAACAUCAGUGUUCAACCCCUCAGCCAAAUUCGGCAAGGGGCUUAAAGGGUUUGAUAAAAAGACAGCUUCGAGCUCUUUGGCAUGGAAGCUAAAGUGGUUCUCCGAGGAGAGUCUUUUCAAGUUCGUGGCACUAGUGAAGGCAAUCCAUUCAGGAACGAGCACGUCGCCGUUGCUCAUAAGAUGUACAUCAUGAAAGCGUUUUUGUUCUUUUUUUUGUUAGCUUCAUAUUUAUUUCAUUCUUUGAUUUGGGCUUCUUGGCUUUCCCUUCAUAUAUAAUAUUUUCAUUCAGUUUGUUUGCCUGCA
Molecule: messenger RNA, 3717 nt
Organism: Ziziphus jujuba (common jujube)
Lineage: Eukaryota; Viridiplantae; Streptophyta; Magnoliopsida; Rosales; Rhamnaceae
Exons: 11
Coding region: 218-3607 (1129 amino acids)
Cellular component (GO): cytoplasm
Molecular function (GO): protein binding
Source: RefSeq, a predicted model, not a curated record